Messenger RNA from Cylicocyclus nassatus, 793 nucleotides. Lineage: Eukaryota; Metazoa; Nematoda; Chromadorea; Rhabditida; Strongylidae. The record is from the annotation of a GenBank genome assembly.
AUGUUGGUUUUACUCAUAUUCGUUGCUGCUGCUGCAUACUUGUGGAUAGUAGGUAGCCGAGAUGAGACAUGUAAUAAGUACAAGCUUUUCUUGGAAUGUACCCUCAUUCUCACCAGUGCCAUCUCUCCGGAAUUGCCUAUUGAGCUUUCGCUUGCCGUUAAUACAUCUCUGAUCGUUUUGCAAAAAUUGGGGAUUGCUUUUAGUAUCGAUGAAGAGAAAGGACUCGUAAAAAGUGUCUCCGAUGUCCCUCUGGAAUCUAUACAGCAGUCCAUUUUUGGAACUGAUAAUCUUCCGUCGAUGAAUGCUUUCAACCCGUCAACGCUGGGAAGAUUCAUAUCAGUGUUUAGCCAUUUACCAUGGCGGCUCUUAUGAUGUUUAACUGCUCAUACCACUUUUGAUGGUGUCGCGUUGUUCUCAGCAGCGCUUUGAUUCAAUAAGGAAGCUAUUCAGCGAUUGUCUUGUCUAGUGAUAAUCAUAACGGAUCUCAUGGCUAGGUGCUUUUUCGAUCAACUCAAGGACGAUGACAGUUGGCUGGACAUCGGCGUAAGUAUAUCGCAGUAUCUUACUCAGUGUGUUUAUCAAUUGGUGUAUUGUCAUUAUUGCUUUGUGCUAGUCAUCUCAUGACAACUUCGAUUACGUGGAUAGAUACAAAAUCUCAAAUCUGGAUUAACAAUUAAUGCCAAAGACGAGUGCCUGCCUUGAAUGCUUUCUCUUAUUUUAUGCACUUAUCUAGUCGUUGUCUUUCCAUCCGCAUCAUUUGUGAUCAUUUAUCAUUCAUUGUUGCUUAUAGAUC